AUGGAAGCAUUUCCGAGUACCGAGCUUCGAUCUCGAGAAACUGGUCAAUGGCUCCAUCAAGACUCUGUUCGAGCAGUGCAGAAGUUCGACUCAUUCACCACCAUUGACUGGAUGGAUGAUGAGCUCGAAGAGCAUCGUCAACGUCUUCUCAAGAAACGUAAUGUCGUAUCGUUGAAAGACGCUCUACUUCAAUCUACAAGAACAUGGUUGGUUCUAGCAGCCAUGGGAAUAAUCAUUGGCGUCAUUGCUGCUUCCCUCAAUAUUAUUACUGGAUGGCUUGCAUCGCUCCGGUUGGGUCAUUGCUCUUCAAAUUUUUACUUGAGCCACGGGUCUUGCUGUUGGGAACAAGAAGGUAAGCACUGUCAGGCGUGGAAAUCAUAUCUGAAUUUUGGCCCUGUAAAGUAUUUUGUCUAUGUGAUGUGGCUGGCACUUUUCUCGUGGAUUGCUGCGAUAUUGGUGAAAACAUAUGCUCCAGCGGCUGCUGGCUCGGGCAUUUCUGAGAUCAAGUGCAUUGUAUCUGGUUUCGUCAUGAAGGGUUUCUUGGGUUGGUGGACCUUGGCCAUCAAGAGUUUAGGUCUCCCACUUGCCAUUGCUUCGGGUCUCUCGCUUGGAAAAGAAGGUCCUUCGGUUCAUUAUGCUGUGGCAGUUGGUAAUUCUGUGGCCAAACUUUUUCACCAAUAUCGUCAAUCUGCCUCUAGAGCUCGAGAGUUUCUUACAGCAACUUCCGCUGCAGGUGUGGCUGUUGCAUUUGGUUCACCAAUGGGUGGUGUUCUAUUUGCUAUGGAGGAGAUUUCGCUGGUGUUUCAAUUGCUGACGCUUUGGAAGUCUUAUUUAUGUGCCCUUAUUGCAGUGGCUACCUUGGCUGCCCUCAACCCGUUCCGUACGGGUCAGUUGGUCCUUUUCGAGGUAACCUACGAUACCACAUGGCACUACUUUGAGCUUCCACUGUACGCCUUGUUGGGUGUAUUCGGUGGGGUUUAUGGAAUAGUUGUGUCUAAACUCAAUAAGCGAGUGGCUGGGUUCAGAAAAAAGUAUUUCGUCAACUACGCUGUUCGGGAGGUGGUCACAUUGGCCAUUUUGACUUCUAGUUUCUGCUACUUCAACCAGUUUCUCCGCUUCGAUAUGACUGAAGUCAUGCAAGAGUUGUUUGCUGAAUGUCUGGCGAAAUCAGAGUCUGACUUGUGUGACCCUAAAUCGUCGAAGAUGGUCUUGUUCUUGUCACUCAUUUUCGCAACCUUAGCUCGCUCAUUCUUAACUAUCAUAACUUAUGGUUGUAAGGUUCCUGCUGGUAUUUUUGUGCCUUCUAUGGCUGCUGGGGCCACGUUUGGUCGUGCAGUAGGGUUGGUAGUGGAGAAAAUCUAUCAAAAUUACCCUGAUCUGCGGCUCUUCGCUACUUGUCCUGCUGAAGGAAAAUGCAUUAUUCCAGGUACCUACUCUUUCAUUGGUGCCGGUGCAGCAUUAAGUGGUAUCACCCAUCUUACUGUCACAGUUGCCAUUAUAAUGUUUGAACUUACAGGAGCAGUGCGCCAUAUCAUCCCCACCAUGAUCGCAGUCGCAGUGACGAAAUUCAUCAAUGACAAAUGGGGCCAAGGUGGUAUCGCAGACCAAAUGAUUGUAUUCAAUGGGCUUCCAUUUAUCGACCCCAAGGAGGAGUUCGUGUUCCGUAGUACUGUGGGUGCGGCCAUGUCAUCAGUUACAGUUGUUUUCACCUCUAAAGAUGAGUACACAUUGGCAGAAGUGCGGGAGAUUCUCUCCGAGACACCAUUCCGUGGGUAUCCGGUCGUAGAAUCAGAAUCCAAUCCUCUGAUUGUUGGAUAUGUUUCUCGUUCAGACUUGGAACAUGUUCUCAGUGAUAGCAAUUCUCUGCAAGAGUGCAACUUUAGAGCAUCGCCGCUGCCUCAUGAAAACAGUCUCAAUCUUAUUGGACUCAUCAACACAUCGCCACUUGUGGUGAGUAUUGACACCACUCUCGAGUAUUUGUUAGAUAUUUUCGUCAGACUUGGCCCCAGACAUGUACUUGUCGAAAAGGAUGGUUUAUUAGCAGGCACAAUUACUAGAAAGGACAUUUUGCGUUACGAAUAUACUACGCACGAGCUCCGCUCACCUCAUGUGGACGAUGGUGCUGACGCUAGGGUGUGGGCAAUCUUUGAACGAAUUGGCCAAGCUCUUCGGGAAAGUGCACGGCUGGUAGGAUUAGAACGCCUUGCUGCAUUUAUUUGA
This is a messenger RNA of Sungouiella intermedia, 2220 nucleotides long. NCBI's taxonomy places the organism in Eukaryota, Fungi, Ascomycota, Pichiomycetes, Serinales, Metschnikowiaceae. The record is from the annotation of a GenBank genome assembly.